Molecule: messenger RNA, 589 nt
Organism: Ceratitis capitata (Mediterranean fruit fly)
Lineage: Eukaryota; Metazoa; Arthropoda; Insecta; Diptera; Tephritidae
Gene: mRpS21
Product: 28S ribosomal protein S21, mitochondrial
Exons: 2
Coding region: 262-525 (87 amino acids)
Biological process (GO): translation
Cellular component (GO): ribosome
Molecular function (GO): structural constituent of ribosome
Source: RefSeq, a predicted model, not a curated record
AGCUAUAUACGAGCUUACUUUUAAAUUAAACUCUUUUCGAAGAAAUAAUAUUCAUAACUUGAUUACAAAUCAUGCACUCAAAUCAAUAAUUACAAUACAUACAAUGGCUUUCAACAUCACUGAUUUCAGAGCCCUCUUCCCGUCAAUAUUCUCCUACUUGUGGGGGAGGUUUGAUCAGCUGUUUAUAUUGUGGGCACAUCAAGUUUCUUGUGUUGUAAUAUAAAAUUCACUCCGUUUUGAAAAAAAAAAAUAUAAAUAAACAUGAAACAUGCACAAUUUAUUGCACGUACCGUGUUGGUACAAAAGAACAAUGUGGAAGAAGCCUGUCGUAUGUUAAAUCGUAUUUUGGGAAAGGAGGAAAUAUUCGAUCAAUACCGGCGGACACGCUUUUAUGAAAAACCAUUCCAGGUUCGUCGCCGUGUUAACUUCGAGAAAUGUAAAGCAAUCUAUAAUGAGGAUAUGAAUCGAAAGAUACAAUUUGUGCUACGUAAAAAUCGCACAGAACCAUUCCCUGGCUGCAGUUGAUUUACUUUAAACAAAUCAAUAGUGUAAAGAAAAAUAAAAUUUAUGCGCUGUAAAAAAAAAAAAA